Penaeus monodon (black tiger shrimp) is the source of this 913-nucleotide messenger RNA. RefSeq lists its product as uncharacterized. NCBI's taxonomy places the organism in Eukaryota, Metazoa, Arthropoda, Malacostraca, Decapoda, Penaeidae. Gene Ontology annotation, molecular function: kinase activity. The record is from RefSeq and is a predicted model, not a curated record.
UGUGGUAUGAACCAACUGACAUCCAGAAGGCCAGCAAACCAUGGAAGACUGGCAGAGGUGACAAAGUUACCUUUUCAUCACCAAACUUGAAUGAAUUGCAGUCCAUUUGCAGACACCUUAGUUUAGGUGAACUGCCUCCUCAUGACCAUGUCACUGAUGGGGAAGACUUGACUGACCUAUUGAGGGCUAUAGUACACACAGCUGCCCCACUCCUGGACACCAUGUCAGCACUCAUGGUGACACUGGGCCCACAGGGCUUCAUGAUUUUACGCAAGGCAUCGCCUGAGAAGAGCAACGACUCAGUUUUCCUUCUGCCUCCUGCCCCUCAUUCCUCAGACGGUGUUAUUGGUCUACAUUUCCCAGGUCUGAAGGACCCCAAGAUUAUCUCUGUAUCUGGAGCUGGUGAUUGUUUGGCAGCAGGAUUCAUUGCUGGCAUGCUUCAAGGGAAGGCACUGAGCGAGUGCAGUGCUUUAGGAUUACAUGCUGCAUCCCUUUCUCUAGCAGCUUCGCCUGCAGUUCCAGACACACUCUGCACAUCAGUUCUACCUUGGGGACAGCACCAAGCAUACAAAAUUGUUUCAUAGGUAUGCUUGGAGAAACGAAAUUAUUUUUUCAGUCUCUUUUAACGGUUUAAGUCUGUUCUAAUGGAGAAAUAUGGUUUUACUUUUCUAAUAAUAAUAAUAAUUUGAUAACCACCAAAUGUGCUGAAUCUCAGUGACACUCUACCUGAGGUUUAGUUUAUUCUUUGGCUCUACACAUUGACAUUGACAUCAAAAUUUUAUAGAAGAACCCAGUUUAUACACUUUGCAGCACAGAAGACAUCAGAUAACUGCUGGAGUUGAAAAUGGUAUUCUUGUUGUAGAAAUACUUUUGUCAUAAAGCAGAUAAACUAAAUAAAGAAUUAUAAACUGAA